Molecule: messenger RNA, 1531 nt
Organism: Alexandromys fortis (reed vole)
Lineage: Eukaryota; Metazoa; Chordata; Mammalia; Rodentia; Cricetidae
Gene: Ccdc24
Product: coiled-coil domain containing 24
Exons: 8
Coding region: 242-1195 (317 amino acids)
Source: RefSeq, a predicted model, not a curated record
CCUGGUUUUCCCCAGAGGUGAUCAGGAUCUCGGACCCAGGAGGGUCGGCCCGAAGUAGGCCAAGCAAUUCCAGUGUGGGGAUAUAGGCAGAACAAGACGGGGCCUCGAUGUCAGUGGGAGGGGCUCUGUGGGCGUGGCUCUGGCCCGGAGCAACCAGCGGUCUCCCAGGAAAUCUAGCACUCUUGACCUGCGGUCGGUCCGUCUCAUAGGUCUGACCAGGGGGCCGCGACGUACUCAGGCCAUGUCCCGAGACUCCCCAGCCCUGUGGGAGCUGGUGGAGGAGCAUGUUCCACUCCCGGAGCGGCCUGAAGUGAAGAGGAUUCUGGGGGAGGCAGCGGUGGACCUGAGCCUGGAGUUGCGAGAGGAGGUGGCGAUGCUAAAGGCACUGCUCCAAGAGUCUCGGUCUUCUCAAGCCUCGGGAUCCCACCCCAUGUCUGACUCUCCCUCCCUUCUUGCACCACCACCCCUCCUGAGGGAUAUCAUGCGCCAAGAACUCCGACAGUUGCUUCAAGGCCUCCGCCUUAAGGCUGUCUCUGAGGGCAGGGACCAGACUCAGGUGUGGGCCCAGUAUAGUCCCAGGGUCCUUCGCUUUGCCUUGGAGGAGCCUGGGUGUGACUCAACACAACAGGAAGUAUCCCGGAUGAGAGCCGCUGAGCCCAGGACUAGAAUGAGCCACACGGAGGGGGUGAUGUUAACUUCACCUGUCAGCAGCUGUCCCAGGGACCUCAGUGUCAUCAAGGACCAACUGAAUGUGUCUAACAUUGACCAGGUUGUCAGACACCUGAGGAGCCUCCUGGAGGAGGAGUGUCACCUGCUGCAGAAAGAGAUCUCUGACCUGCAGCACUGUCUGGAAACAGAGCAGAUGCAGGCUUGCCAGCACUCCAAGGCCACCCUAGAGCCCACCCUGGCAGAGAUAAAGGAACAGAAGAAGGCCAUGGAACAGGAGCUACAGGUCUCUGUGGGGCCUUCCAGUGUCUCUGCCAAGCACAGGCAGAAGCCCUUGAGGUCCAUUCCAGGCUUCAGACCCUUUCCUUGUCUCCAUGGCUAUAUGCCUACACCUCCUUCGGAGCGCUGCCCCCACCCUCAAGGUCAGGCAGUCACCCACCGCUGGAGAGGGCGGCAGCUUCGGUACAGCUAUUGGGAAGAGCCAGCUUCCACAUCAGUGUCCAGUAUGGCAUCCCAGGCUCCAACCUGAAGGGCUGGCCACAAAACAGGCUUCUGCUGUAACUCGCCCAUCUGCUGUUCCCUCCAGCUGCCAUAGCUCUACCAGCUUCUGCAGAGCUGUGUGUUAAUCUGGUCCCAGCCCCGCCCCUUCCCAGGUCACUAGUAUCUAAGACCGAGUGGCAGGACACCUGUUCUAACCAUCAAAGCCUUUGGCCCUUCUCCUCUACGCAGGCCUCCACAGAGGCUUGGCAAACAGAGGUCCCAUCCCAGCCUGACUUUUUGUCCCCAAGGGACCCAGACAAAGCACAGCAGCAGCUCAGAGACAGGAAUAGAAAUUUCAUUAAAAUCUAUGGACUUUAAAACCCUA